This is a messenger RNA of Suncus etruscus (white-toothed pygmy shrew), 3473 nucleotides long. It is a transcript of the gene ACTN1, whose product is annotated as actinin alpha 1. Gene Ontology annotation, cellular component: cell junction; cortical actin cytoskeleton; plasma membrane. Gene Ontology annotation, molecular function: actin filament binding; calcium ion binding. The record is from RefSeq and is a predicted model, not a curated record. Gene Ontology annotation, biological process: muscle cell development; actin cytoskeleton organization. The transcript is spliced from 22 exons. NCBI's taxonomy places the organism in Eukaryota, Metazoa, Chordata, Mammalia, Eulipotyphla, Soricidae. The coding region runs from base 84 to 2828 and encodes 914 amino acids.
CUGCCACAGCCACCUCAACUGCAACUGCAACUGCAGCCAGCCCGGGGAGAGAAGGUGGAGGGAGGACGGCGUCCAGCUCCAUCAUGGACCAUUAUGACUCCUCGCAAACCAACGACUACAUGCAGCCCGAAGAGGACUGGGACCGGGACCUGCUGCUGGACCCGGCGUGGGAGAAGCAGCAGAGAAAGACAUUUACAGCCUGGUGCAACUCCCACCUCCGCAAAGCUGGGACGCAGAUUGAGAACAUUGAGGAGGACUUCCGGGAUGGCCUGAAGCUCAUGUUGCUGCUGGAGGUCAUCUCAGGUGAGCGCUUGGCCAAGCCAGAGAGAGGCAAAAUGCGGGUGCACAAGAUCUCCAACGUCAACAAGGCCCUGGACUUCAUCGCCAGCAAGGGCGUCAAGCUGGUGUCCAUUGGAGCGGAGGAAAUUGUGGAUGGAAACGUCAAAAUGACCCUGGGCAUGAUCUGGACCAUCAUCCUUCGAUUUGCCAUUCAGGACAUCUCUGUGGAAGAGACGUCUGCAAAGGAAGGGCUGCUACUAUGGUGUCAGAGGAAGACAGCCCCAUACAAGAACGUCAACAUUCAGAACUUCCACAUAAGCUGGAAGGAUGGCCUCGGCUUCUGUGCCUUGAUCCACCGACACCGGCCUGAGCUCAUAGACUAUGGAAAGCUGAGGAAGGACGAUCCUCUCACAAACCUCAACACAGCUUUUGAUGUGGCUGAGAAGUACCUGGACAUCCCCAAGAUGUUGGAUGCAGAAGACAUCGUGGGAACCGCCCGUCCGGAUGAGAAGGCCAUCAUGACUUACGUGUCCAGCUUCUACCACGCCUUCUCGGGAGCCCAGAAGGCGGAGACAGCAGCCAACCGUAUCUGCAAGGUGUUGGCCGUAAACCAGGAGAACGAGCAGCUCAUGGAAGACUAUGAGAAACUGGCCAGCGAUCUGUUGGAGUGGAUCCGCCGCACCAUCCCCUGGCUGGAGAACCGGGUGCCCGAGAACACCAUGCACGCCAUGCAGCAGAAGCUGGAGGACUUCCGCGACUACCGGCGCCUGCACAAGCCGCCCAAGGUGCAGGAGAAGUGCCAGCUGGAGAUCAACUUCAACACGCUGCAGACCAAGCUGCGCCUCAGCAACCGGCCCGCCUUCAUGCCCUCCGAGGGCAGGAUGGUCUCGGACAUCAACAACGCCUGGGGCUGCCUGGAGCAGGCUGAGAAGGGCUACGAGGAAUGGCUGCUGAAUGAGAUCCGGAGGCUGGAGCGGCUCGACCACCUGGCGGAGAAGUUCCGGCAGAAGGCGUCCAUCCAUGAGGCCUGGACAGAAGGCAAGGAAGCGAUGCUGCGACAGAAGGACUAUGAGACGGCCACCCUGUCGGAGAUCAAGGCCCUCCUCAAGAAGCAUGAGGCCUUUGAGAGUGACCUGGCUGCCCACCAGGACCGCGUGGAGCAGAUUGCGGCCAUUGCUCAAGAACUCAAUGAGCUGGACUAUUACGACUCACCCAGUGUCAACGCCCGGUGCCAAAAGAUCUGUGACCAGUGGGACAAUCUGGGGGCCCUCACCCAGAAGCGGAGGGAAGCUCUGGAGCGGACAGAGAAACUGCUGGAGACCAUUGAUCAGCUGUACUUGGAGUAUGCCAAGCGGGCCGCACCCUUCAACAACUGGAUGGAGGGGGCCAUGGAGGACCUGCAGGACACCUUCAUCGUCCACACCAUCGAGGAGAUCCAGGGACUGACCACAGCCCAUGAGCAGUUCAAAGCCACCCUCCCUGAUGCUGACAAGGAGCGCCUGGCCAUCCUGGGCAUUCACAACGAGGUGACCAAGAUUGUGCAGACCUACCACGUCAACAUGGCGGGCACCAACCCCUAUACAACCAUCACACCUCUGGAGAUCAAUGGCAAAUGGGACCAUGUGCGGCAGCUGGUGCCACGGAGGGACCAGGCACUGACAGAGGAACACACCCGCCAGCAACACAACGAGAGGCUACGCAAGCAGUUCGGGGCCCAGGCCAAUGUCAUUGGACCCUGGAUCCAGACCAAGAUGGAGGAGAUUGGCAGGAUCUCCAUUGAGAUGCACGGCACACUGGAGGAUCAGCUCAGCCAUCUGCGGCAGUACGAGAAGAGCAUCGUCAACUACAAGCCAAAGAUUGACCAGCUGGAGGGCGACCACCAGCUCAUCCAGGAGGCACUUAUUUUCGACAACAAGCACACUAACUACACCAUGGAGCACAUCCGUGUGGGCUGGGAACAGCUCCUCACCACCAUCGCCAGGACCAUCAAUGAGGUGGAGAACCAGAUUCUGACCCGGGAUGCCAAGGGCAUCAGCCAGGAACAGAUGAAUGAGUUCCGGGCCUCCUUCAACCACUUUGACCGGGAUCACUCCGGCACGCUGGGUCCCGAGGAGUUCAAAGCCUGCCUCAUCAGCUUGGGUUAUGAUAUUGGCAACGACCCCCAGAAGAAGACAGGCAUGAUGGAUACGGAUGAUUUCCGGGCCUGCCUUAUCUCCAUGGGUUACAACAUGGGAGAGGCCGAAUUUGCCCGUAUCAUGAGCAUCGUGGACCCCAACCGCCUAGGGGUGGUGACGUUCCAAGCCUUCAUCGACUUUAUGUCCCGUGAGACGGCUGACACAGACACGGCCGACCAAGUCAUGGCUUCCUUCAAGAUCCUGGCUGGAGACAAGAACUAUAUCACAGUGGACGAGCUACGCCGAGAACUGCCACCUGACCAGGCCGAGUACUGCAUCGCACGAAUGGCGCCCUACGCUGGCCCCGACGCCGUGCCCGGUGCUCUGGACUAUAUGUCCUUCUCCACGGCGCUGUACGGAGAGAGUGACCUCUAAUCUGCCCCCCUGGGGCCUGGAGCCCCCACCCGGCCUUCUGGCUCCAUGCAAGCCCUUGCCCUGUGCCCACCCCACCCACUCCCCUGCUUCCCCUCGCUCCUGCCCCAGCCUGGGUUUGGUGUCUGCGCUCAGCCAAAACAAAACCAGGUGAGCUGAGACCCAUGUGGCCUGGAGCCUCCCUGCCCGCAAAAGUGACAGUUUACAAAAUUAUUUUCUGCAAAAAAGAAAAAAAAAAAGUUAUGUUAAAAAAGGUUUAAAAAAAAAAAAAGAAAACUAAACAAAAAAAAAAGCAACCAAAAAAGCCACAUAUUUUAUUAUAGAAAAGUAUUUUUUUCUCCACCAGACUUCCAUGGAAAAAGAGGAAAAGUUGACUCUUUGCACCAAGAUGUUUUGUUGUUGUUGUUGUGACAUAGGAAAAUAACUAAGCACAAUGCCAUGGUCCAUCUGUCCAUCCGUCCCCUCCCUCUGUCCCAUCGGCUGUGUUCAUUUCUCCAGUCUCGGUCCCCCUGUGGGAAUGCGGGGAGGGGAGGGGCGACCUUCUCAACAGGCACGUUGGUGCAUGUGUGUUUGCUAGUUCACUCUCCAUGAAAAUAUUUUAUGAUAUUAAAGAAAAUCUUUUGAAAUGGCUGUUUUUUAGGAAGAGAA